CUUUCAAAACACAAGUGAAGUUUCCUGCUUUUCUAGUGCUCCAAUACAAAAGUUUGUAUUAAUUCUUUGUUUUUUCAAACUUUUCUGAACCAAAACCCAUGGCUGCAGCUCUUAAACUUGUUUGUGCUUUAUUGUUGUGCAUGUUGGUGGUUGAACCCAUGGCAACAACUGCCAUAUCAUGCGGAUAUGUGGCAAAACAAAUAAGUGGAUGCAUAAAAUACUUGCAGAAUGGAGGAUUCCUGCCACCAAAUUGCUGCAUGGGGAUUAGGGCCCUGAACAACGGGGCUAAAACCACCCGAGACCGCCGAAGUGUUUGCAGGUGCCUUCAAAAUGCGGCUAGGACUAUCCCUGGUAUCAAACGUAACUUGGCCGUGGGCCUUCCAAAGAAAUGCGGUGUCAAGAUUCCUUACAAGAUAAGCCCCUCCACUAACUGCAACCGUGUGAAGUGAGAUGGGGAUGAAGUAAGGGUUUUCAACAGCUUUUGGUAGGUAUCUAGAAAGCGUGAAUAAAGAUUUUGGCAUGAUUCCAAAAUACAAAUCAGUCUCCACUUUGGUUUGGCGAAGGCUCCUUAUAAUUUGUUUUGUCUUUUUGAGUUUUAGCUCUAAUUAUGUCAACUAUGUAUCGGCUGUUAAACACCAAGUGUUAAAAGUUUAUGCUUUGUCCACUUGAUCAGAUCGCUUGAUUCUAUAUUUGGCGUUGCUUUCUUUUCUACCCAGCAGAUCAGUAGGAGCGCUCAAAAUUCGAUUUUAAUCGA
This is a messenger RNA of Durio zibethinus, 754 nucleotides long. RefSeq names its product non-specific lipid-transfer protein 1-like. Gene Ontology annotation, molecular function: lipid binding. NCBI's taxonomy places the organism in Eukaryota, Viridiplantae, Streptophyta, Magnoliopsida, Malvales, Malvaceae. The record is from RefSeq and is a predicted model, not a curated record. Gene Ontology annotation, biological process: lipid transport.